Aureobasidium namibiae CBS 147.97 is the source of this 1386-nucleotide messenger RNA. RefSeq names its product histidine acid phosphatase-like protein. Lineage: Eukaryota; Fungi; Ascomycota; Dothideomycetes; Dothideales; Saccotheciaceae. Gene Ontology annotation, molecular function: acid phosphatase activity. Gene Ontology annotation, cellular component: fungal-type cell wall. The coding region runs from base 1 to 1386 and encodes 461 amino acids. The record is from RefSeq and is a predicted model, not a curated record. The transcript is spliced from 2 exons.
AUGUUCGCCAUAUUGUUACUCGCUACGCCGGCUCUUGCGCUGCCCGCGCGUUUCUCGUCACAUAUAGAACAACAGACGCCAAUCGAAGUGCAGGACCACUCGCAGGGCUACAAAUUCGACCCGUUGCUCCACCUUCCGGGCACGUCGCCAUACUUUGACGCAAUUGGAUUUGGACUCGAGCACACAGCGCCGGUUGGCUGCAAUGUCACCGCAGCGUCGUACAUCGUGAGGCACGGAGCCAUCUACGCAAACGAUGACGAAUACGAAGAAUACAUCAAGCCGUUCCUCUUCAAACUCGAGAAGCACAGAGACGGCUGGUCAGGGCCGCUCGCAUUCAUGGGCAAAUGGGAAUCGCCCAUCCUCGAAGACAAACUCGAAGAACUCACACCCUCGGGCGCACGCGACGCCGAGAAAGUUGGAAAACAUCUCGUCGAACGAUACCCAGACUUGGCCCCGUACACAACGAGGAUAUUGGCAGACAAGAAGAGCAGGACUUUUGACACGGCUACAAAUUUCACCAAAGGCUUCCCGCACCACGAGAACAUCGAGGUUGUGCGUAUCUUUGAAAACGACAAUGGAUCCAUGGAGUCACUUGUCCCGCACAAGCUGUGCGAUAAUUUCAACAAGGAACCUGGUACAAAAGAGCAGUACAGGUUCAUCAAGAUGUACGGCUCCAGAGUAUCUGUCCGUCUUGCGCCUUUCACACCUUUCAAGCUCAGUCCCAAGGAUGUUGUAGGCAUGCAAUCAAUCUGCGGCUACGAAAGCGCCAUCCUCGGCAAGCGCUCCCCGAUGUGCGCCGUCUUCACCGACGCUGAAUGGAUGGCCUACGAAUAUCACUGGGAUCUCAAGUAUGCUCACAUGGUCGGGCCCUUGAAUCCUUUGUCUCCCUACCUCGGCUUCCCUUGGUUGGAAGCUCAAUCCCAGCUCUUCGCUCAUAUCGACAAGCAUGACACACCUAGCGGUGGCUGGCCUGAUAAACAACGCUUUUUCCUCUCCUUCACCCACCGCGAAGUCCCUCCUUUCAUCGCUACCGCUAUCGGUCUCUUUGGUUCUUCGUCCGAUGCCGGUGAGCAGUUUCCCACGGAUCACAUCAACUGGACCCGGGCCUGGCGCAUGUCCGACUUGAUCCCCUUCCUUGGUCACGUUGGCAUGGAAAAGAUGACCUGUGACCGUGGUGGCGCUGUCGAUGCAGACGGCAACUCCGGUCCGGGAGAUUACGUGCGAUUUAUCGCAAACACAGCGCCUAGACCUAUCCCCCAGUGUCAGAGUGGGCCUGGUGCGAGUUGCCCAUUCGACGAGUUCAGAGAGUUUAUUGGUGAGGGAGCAAAGAAGCACAAGGAUUUCCACAAGCUGUGCGAUAAGAAGGGAAAGAAGCAUGAUGAAUAG